Messenger RNA from Psylliodes chrysocephalus, 2326 nucleotides. Lineage: Eukaryota; Metazoa; Arthropoda; Insecta; Coleoptera; Chrysomelidae. The record is from the annotation of a GenBank genome assembly.
CAAAAAGUUGUACAAUCAGUUAUGUGGUUGUACGCACUUUUAAAAAAAGUUAGAAAUGUACAAUUUGAAGUUGCUAAAUAUUUAUGAAAAAUCUGGUAUAUCAUAAAUCGUAUGCAUUAAAAUUAAUAAAACAAUAAUGUUUAAAUUUAGCUUCAUUCGCGACCAAUGAGUACACCGUUUUACAUCGAAAACAUUUUUUAAACUGGAAAAAUGAAGAAUUUUAAGCAUCGGGAAGUAGUAGACUAAUUAGUGGUGUAGUGUAUUAGUUUUUCUAUGUGGUGUACAAUCGAACGUAAAAGUGUACAAUUUUGACAUUAGAAGUUGUACAAUUCAAAAAUCCCUAGGAACAACACUGGAUAUAUAAAUACAAACAGCAAACCAAAACAUUUUGUUUAAAAAUUUUGAAGUUAGUAGGAGUAGGAGUGGGUCAAUUAUUUUAAGCUAAAAAAUGGAAAAUGUCGAAGUCUAUUCUAUUGCUAGUUCAGAUUCUAACAGUACAAUUAUUGACGAAAGUUGGACAACACAGUUUCCUAGUAGUACUUCUGAAAAUAGCAUAAAUAAAAAAACUAACAAAAAUAUAUACGAUUUAAGCGAAUUUGAAAACGAUAACGCAUGUGAAGCACUGUACGAAAAUUCAAAGCAAUUUUUUGAAAGCUUUAAAAGUGAAGAUAUCUUGGAAGAACUUUCUAAGAAAUAUUCAACAAACCAGUCUCAAUCAAAUGAUAAAAGUAAUGAUAUCUUGGAAGAACUUUCUAAAAAAGAUUCAACAAACCAGUCUCAAUCAAAUGAUAAAAGUGAAGAUAUCUUAGAAGAACAAUCUAAAAAAUAUUUAACAAACCAGUCUCAAUCAAAUGAUAAAAGUGAAGAUAUUUUGGAUGAACUCUCUAAAAAAUAUUUAACAAAACAAUCAAAUAAUGAAAUUGUCGAGGAAAUUGUAUUAUCUGAUUCUUCUAGUGAAACUGAAUGUAAUAUUAAUCAUAGCAAGAAAGAUGUUUCAAUGGAAUUAGAUAAAAAUAAUACAAUAUUUGAAAAUUGUUUUUCUGAAAAUACUAACAGUUUUUUACAUAGAAAUCAAAUUGUGGAUUAUAAUAAAUUGUCUCUUUCUCCAGUAGCAAGUUGUUCUAAUGAAGACAUUUAUAACAAAAAUAAUUUUCCUUUAAAAAGAACUUUUGAAUCAAUUUCUUCUGAUGAAGAUUGUGGAAAAAAAACUGAAAAGAAAGGUAAACGAAUAGCAAAUAACGAUAAGAAAUUAGCAGCAGAAGAGAAGAAAGCAAUGAAAGCCAUAGAAAGAAUGAACAAAAAAGAACAGAUAGAAAAAGAAAAAGCUCUAAAACAGGCUCAAAGAUUAGUUGAUAAAAGUCGUAAAGAUUCUUUAAAAUUUAUGGUAGUUUAUAUGGAUGAUACUAUUUUUAACAACAAAGAAUAUGGUGAUUAUUUAAAAGAACACUUAACGAGUAAGGACAUACCAUACAUGAUGAAAACAUCUUUUCCUGGAAUGAUAUCAUGGGCCCGAAAGGUCCUUGCAAUUGAAAAUACGGAAGUUAAAAAAUCAGAAUAUCCAGAGAAACAUUAUGCUGUAAUUAUAAAACCUGCAGCAUUUGGAAACUUGUAUUCAUGUAUAGAAAGUAUAAAGGAACAUACUGAUUUUAAACAUUUAAGUAUUUUUGUUUAUGGUCAAUCGAAACCUACAUCAUCCCAAGAAGAUGAAAUCAUUGAUAUAGAAAUGUGUUUUCCCACUUACUGGCAGUUUGUGGAAAACAAGAUACAGCUAGGGAAUUUUAUAUUUAUGUUAACCAAGUCUAUUUCACAAAUUCCAUACAAACUGGAACAAGAAGCAAAAUACAAUCAUCUCAGUGAAUAUAUGGAGAGCUAUAAUAAAAAAAAUGUAAAAGUUGAUAAAGAUGGAAAUGGUUUAGGACAGUUAUGGAGACAAAUGUUAACUAUGUUUCCAUUGGUUCGUCUGGAGACUGCAGAGGCCAUAACAGCAGUCUUUCCCACCCCAAGAUCAAUGUUUGAGGCAUAUGAAAAUUGCACGGAGCUGGGCGAACAACUCAUUCAAAAUUUACAAAUUCGCAGAACGCAUGGACCUUUAGCAACCAGCAGAAGAAUCGGUCCUGAACUUAGUAAAAAAUGUUAUAGGCUUUUUACAUCAAAACAAAACCGUUUAUUAUAAAUUUUCUAUUAUUUACAUUAUGUGCAUCGAAAUAAGUUUUAAUUUUUACAGUAUGUGUAUUGAGUAUUAAGAAAAUCUAACGUUUGUGUUGCUGCUUUUAAGUUUUAUUCUCCAAGUGUUUUUUCCAAUCUAACCAUCCUCCAGGAUAAUUCC